Molecule: messenger RNA, 1194 nt
Organism: Ambispora leptoticha
Lineage: Eukaryota; Fungi; Glomeromycota; Glomeromycetes; Archaeosporales; Ambisporaceae
Source: the annotation of a GenBank genome assembly
AUGAAAGUAAAGAUAGUUAAAGCUAAAGUAGGGGAGCAAAAAGUUAAUUGUCGCCUCGAACCAGGAUUUCUCGGUUUGUCUAUGUGUAGCGAUAAGCUCCUCAAGAAAAUCGGUGGUAAAAUUAGCAGAAAGUUAACUCCCAAAGAAAAAGAUAGUAAAUUCGUUAGAGAAGAAACCACAGCUCCACUUGGAUUGGCCGUAAUCCCACUUACCUUUACUUCUAAUGUAAUAAAAAAUCAUCGCCUUAGUAAUUAUGAAUCCAUCACAAUCCCGACUGAAGUACUUGUAGAAAAAUAUGACCCCCAAACGCCUAAUUUUAUCCUGCUCGGUAAUAAUUGGUUCUAUGGACGCAAUAACGAUGGGCUUCAGACGUAUCUACCGGAAAUAGUAACAGAUGCAGAAAAUGCUUUGGUAAGAACCACCUUACGCAUUAAGGACCUCGGCUGGAAAGUUGGCACAGCCAAAGCUAAAAGGAAGCCAAGGGUUAAUGUAUAUGUUAAUAAAAGGUCUAUUCACGAUUUUUACAAAUCACUUCCUGGGAAAUCGAAAGAUGAGUCAAAGACUCGAGACUUUGUCUCUUCAUUGUCCCGCAGAUUAAAUACUUCUAAUUCGGAUACUUCUUCCAACUCAGAUAUUUCGGAUAGCGAUUCAAGCGAUUCAAGUAAUUCUUCCUCAUCAUGUUCGGGAUCAGAAGAUAAGCACAUAUAUAAGACUGUGGCUGUUAUACACCCGAAGCGAUGUCGCAAAUCACGACUGCUUUCAGCAAUGUUAGCAUAUAAUCGAGAUUUUUUAGAAAAAAUUUAUUAUAUUCCUACAUAUAUUUAUGUGCCUGUUAAAGUACUAAGAAAAUUCAGAUCCACAAAAGAAAUUUAUGGGCAAUGUAUCAAAUGUGGAUAUUGGUAUAGAGGACCAAUUAGUGUAUUUCGGAUGCAUCAAAAAUAUUGUCCCAGAAGGCGAGCAUAUAGUGAGAAACAAGCUGUAUUAAUUAUUCAGCGAGCAUUUCGUUCAUGGAAUCAAAAACGAAUAAACUCGGUCAAAAUAAUCCAGCACACAGUAAUUAAAUGGCUUUAUCGACCCGAUGGAUCAUUUAUGAAGCAAGCCAAAGAUCGAUAUUAUUGCGUUGCAAUGGGACUUAUUUCGGAAGAAAUGGCACUCCAUGCCUGUUCCUAUCAAAAUGCGAAUAAGCUUAGUUAA